Megalopta genalis is the source of this 5098-nucleotide messenger RNA. NCBI's taxonomy places the organism in Eukaryota, Metazoa, Arthropoda, Insecta, Hymenoptera, Halictidae. The record is from RefSeq and is a predicted model, not a curated record.
GAAACUCGCGUAGACGAUAAUACUAAAUGUCGAGCGUUAAAUAAGAGCGAAGCCGAUGAGUUUAAAGCUGAUCGAAUCGCUUGUCAACAGAAGCAAAAAGGGAGAAACGUACGCUUGCGGCGGCCCUGAGAAACGACAUUGUCGGAGUGAGUGCUGAGUCACAUAUCGCCAGCGAUCUCUCUCUCAGCAAGGUGUACUAGUUUGUUCUCCGUGAAAUGCACUCUAUUGUAUUAAUUUAACGUUAUCAUCGUCAGGAUUAUAACGUCGCCGGAGCAAGAUGAUUUAACGAAAAAGGUUACUGGCGCUUGCCGCGGGCCUCGAAUAGCUAUCAGGAAGAAAUUGAAAAUAGUUCGAGACCCGGUAUCACAUCAAUGGAUCUGUCAAUUUCAACCAGUUGAUCGAAUUGUAACGUUCCAUAAUAACUGGCCUGGCGUGACAACAGGAGAAAAGUGUCGCCACUGAUCUAACGGAUUACUAUCUGGGAUUGUCAAAUAAAAUUUGAGGCGCGCGUGGGUCGUACGCGGGGUGCACCGAAGUUUGACGUGGCUAGUGUGUGUUUUGAGGUUAUUUUUAUAUCCGAGUAACUGACCUAUACUUGUUUAAAGAGAACCUCCGAAUCUUUAUUUUCAUUCGGACUGUCUAUCGAAUAAGUUGCUCCAGCAGCGGCUCCAAGAACUGUGUUUCGUAACUUCAUUGAAAAUCCAUGUUCGUCUCAUUAAACGUGAGAAACAAGAAAUCGGAAGUGCGAAACUCGGAGGAAAAUAUAUGAACUGAAGAAUCGUUUUGGAUUCUGUGUGCAAAGUGAAAAAUAAUAUAACAUAAUCUAGUGUGAUUUAAAUGAUUAAGGCACGCGUAGCUGUACAAAUGCUAUUCAGUGCUUAAUAUUAAUCGAGCUAAAGCUUCGAUAUGAACUGCCGUUUUAUCAUGACAUCUGACAAAGUUUUUAUACGUAAUAUCCCUGCCAGGCCUCUGUGACAAUACAUUAAUUUAUUAUUGGCCGUGAAUAUAUUUAACAGCUAUAGGUGAUCCAACCGAAAGACGACAAAAUGUUAUGCUUAAAGAAAUUGUACAGCGAAGAACUGUUUCAGCUCGCGCUGUUACUGUCUUUGCUACGAGUAGAUCCGGAAGCCUACUUCGGUUUGGAUGUACAAACCAUCGGCGUAGGCUCUUUGGAUUUAAACAAUGGCUCCGGAUGGCAUACCGACGCGCACACAAUUGUCCAUCGACCUAUGUUCGUUCAUCCAAAAAAUCUAGACUCGGUGUUGCUCAACUAUGAAAGAGAUUUAUUCGAAGAUUUGAAUUCGCUAGGAAGAUACAAUAGAAUGAAUUCUGGAUUAAACGACAUCCAUGCGUAUUUGUUGAAUGUCGAAGAAACAAGAAGAGAUACUGCUGUAGCAGGACCCAGUAUUUUGACAGAUUCGAAUAGAAAUGUGACAUCACCCGAUCCGCCAACCUCUUUGCAAAAUCCCGAUGAACCAGCUGCUACAGCCGAACUUACCCAAGAGGACAUGGACCUAAUCGAGGUGCUCUGGAAGCAAGAUGUGGACCUGGGUUUCACGUUGGUGGAACCAACUGCCACCACGAAAAAAGCGUCCACGUCGGAAAAAGGAACCGAGGAUGACAUUGAAAAACUGAAAGCGCUGGAGGCGAUCAAUGCGAACGACGAGAAGAAAGAUACGAAGGAGUUCGAUUCACAAGAAAAUGAUCCGUGGGCAGGUCUUCCUUACACCGUCGAUCUUGAAACAGGUGAAUAUAUUCUCAGCUCCGGCAAUCAAGGCGGCAGCGGAAGCAACGAGGCCGACGAGGACGAUCAGCUGCUCGGAGACACGUCGCUGGAUUUAGAUAAUCAUCCUCUAGCCGGGUUAACAGAUGAUUCUUUGGGAUUAACCGACACCUUAGAGCUCGAGAAUGAUUUCCCUUCGGAUCUACUCGGAGGUGGCCUCUUAGGCAGUGCCGGCGUUGAAGGUCUCCUCAACAACGACACCCUCGAGUUCUCCGACGGGUUCAAUCUCGAAGAAGCGCUCCAGCUUGUUGACCUCGAUGAGGUUCAAACAGAGGAAACGAAGCCGGAAGUGAAGAAGAAGAAAGAGGACACCGCCGAAGAGUCCGAGACCGCGAAGGGUGAAACGGCUGUUACAACCUCGAGCAACGUCGAGGUCGCAAAGUCAUCCAGGUGCGAGGAUCCUGAGACUGGCGACAUGAUUCACACACCACAAUUUCAUCAUCCUCAUCAUCCGCACCAUCGUUCCUUCCAGGGUCGCAUGCCAUUCGUGCGUGCAAUGAGCAUGGAACAACGGUGGCAAGAUUUGGCAUCUCUUCUGUCACUACCCGGUGCACCAGACCAUUUUGCACAUCCUGCGCAUCCUGCACAUCCUGGGUACCCUGGCCACGGUAUAAGUCACAGUCAUUAUGAGGCGCAGCGUAACGUACUGCUUCAUAAUGCCACUUUGGCACCACCCGUGGGUGAUCUUAAUUCCACGAGCCCCUACCAUAAUGUGGGUGGAUCAUCGAACCUGGGUUCAGCCGUGGCAACAUCAAUGAAUUUGACAAACAGUAGUGAACCGAUGGGCGCAGAAAGCGGAGCUACAUAUAAAUCUGAACCCGGAGAUAUGAUGUACUAUCACACACCAACCUCAGACUCGAUUAAUCAAACCACCGACGGUUUUCUUUCAUCCCUACUUAACGAUGAGGACUUGCAUCUGAUGGACAUGGCCAUGAACGACGGCAUAUACACUAUGCGCAUGUUGGACAAUGGCAGCAACAAUGCUUCUGGUCCAACGGGAGCAACGGCCCUGUCAGCAGUUCAGACAACCGGCGGUGGUACGACCUCUUCGGCAACAGGCGUUACAACACUUCCGGGUGUGACAGACGAAAGAAUGGAUGCAUCCAGCGAUAGCGCAGUGAGCAGCAUGGGCAGCGAACGAGUACCAUCCCUCUCGGAUGGCGAAUGGAUGGAAACUGGAUCUAAUUCUAGCCACACGCAGGCUGAUUCCCAUUAUUCUAUGGACUAUGCUAGCAAAUACCGAAUGUCCUACGACUGCAGCUACUCCGUUUCCGGACGAAAUGGCGGUUCCCCGAGAUGCCAAACGGAACGCACCAUGCCUCCGGUUGCCCAGAAGAAGCACCAAAUGUUCGCGAAACGAUAUUUCCAAGAACAAGGAUCGCCACUCGGAGCCACAGCGCAUCCGACUACCCCGAUGAAAUAUGAAUACGACACGCAUACAGUCGGCGCUGGUGCACCAGGAAAUGCAUACUCGGGGCCAAUCGAGGGUGCAACCGGACCGCAGCCCGAAAUGAAGUACAGCUGCAGCGUGGACUUCAGUCGGCAUCAAUCAGGACGUUCUGCUAUUGAACAUAUUCACCAUAAUCACACGUAUCAUUUACCUGCGGAAAGUUCUGGGUCCCUUCAACGUCCAGUGUCUCGAGACAAAAAAGUGCGUAAAAGUGACAGCGAGGAACAUCUGACUAGGGACGAGAAAAGGGCAAGAGCAUUGAACGUGCCGAUUCCAGUGAACGAUAUUAUUAAUUUACCUAUGGACGAAUUUAAUGAACGUCUUAGUAAAUACGAUCUCAGCGAAGCACAGUUAUCUCUGAUACGCGACAUAAGAAGACGAGGCAAGAAUAAAGUUGCUGCUCAAAAUUGCCGCAAACGUAAACUAGACCAAAUUAUUAGCCUUGCCGAUGAAGUGAAGGAAAUGAGAGACCGUAAAAUGAGACUUAUUCGCGAGCACGAGUUCAUGCUUCUCGAGAGGCAACGUGUGAAGGACAAAUUUAGCCAACUUUACCGUCAUGUAUUUCAAUCUUUACGGGAUCCUGAUGGAAAUCAAUAUCAUCCAUACGAGUACAGCCUUCAACAGUCUGCAGAUGGAAAUGUAUUGUUAGUGCCAAGAAAUCAGACAAAUCCUCAUCACCCGCGUUCUACAACAAUGGAACCGAAAACGAAACCUAACCCGGAGCAUAAGGAAUGAAAUUAUUAUGAAAUCGUCGUGUUUAAAAUACUAUUUUCCUCCUACGUUGAACACACUUAAAGUGUUAUACACGAAGGCAAACGCGGUGCUGCGAACGCAAUUAUUUAAAGUUGUUAAAUACAAUAAUAUAAAAACGAUCCACUUUAAAAACAAAGUUCAAUAUGCUUAACAUUCGAUAUAUCGUAUAUCAUAUUUAACAACGAAAUUUUUUAAAGUCAACCUAGAAACUCACAUUGAGUUAUAUCUCCUUUUGCGACUGGAAAAAAUAAUCAUCAAACUUAGAAACAGUGAUUGUACAUAUAGUAACAUAAAAUAGCUAUGCUAUGAAAAGAAUGGUAGAUCCUCCUCUAAAGUUUUAUGUUACGUUUCAAUUUCUUAUUUAUUACAUUGAUGAAUGAUACAAUCAUAGAAUGUUUCUUAAAAAAAAAAGAAAGAAAAAUCUAUUAUACAGCACAUGUUCAAAUUAUCACCUUUUGUAUGGUACAGUCCACGAGAAUAUUGUUGUAAUAAUUCGAUUAAAAUAAUUUUCUUUUUUUGUUAUUCUUUUUCUUCCAGUAUAAGUGAAUUAUGCUUGUUAAUUUUACAGAGCUCAUAUAUGUGCGUGUACGUUUUUUUACAUGCAGCGAUUGCAUUAUAUAUAAUUAAACAUGGUUCCCUUGUUCGCAAGAAAGCGUAACACACAUUUCGACGCGAUUGUUAUGACUACAAAAAUAAUAAUACAAUUUAACUAAUACAUAGUUCAGAUUGAAAUUAAGUAUUGACAAUCGUAUCGAAAUGUGAUUGUGGUAAUUUUAAUCUACCGAAUGAAGUUAUUCGUAAAAUUGUUUUAACUUUACUAAGCAUUAGUGCUUAUAUGCACUUUUUUUGGUAAAAUCGACUAAUAAACUGCAUCAAGUAUGUCAUACAUAACUCGAUGGAAGUGAAAAGAAAUACGAUGAAACUAUGCCAGUAGACGAACACGUUUUUUGUUAUUACUUAUACACUUAUGUGGUUCUAAGAUCUUUAUAAUUUUAAUGGCAAAAAUGUAAGAAAUGUGUAAUGCAACAUUAAAUCUGCAUUUAAAAUGGAAAUAAAGUGAAACGGAACAAUUAAAACAAUAAAGGGCAAAUGUCUGAGAUAUUGAAAUAUAA